CGGGGCUGCCCGGGGCUUCGUGAGCCCCCUGGGCGCGGGCCGGGCGUCGGGGGAGCAGUUACAGUCGCCCCGGCCGGCGCCUCUCGCCUCCUGCGCUCCGCCGCAGCUGCCCGACCGGCCCGGGAACGCCGGGCAGGAGGAGUUGGAGGAGGACGAUGCCUUUUCCAGCGUGCAGGUGCCGGCGGCCGCCUUUCUGGGCUCCGGGACCCCCGCGAGUGGGAGCGGCAGUCGGGGUCGCCUCAACUCGUUCACUCAGGGAAUCCUGCCCAUCGCCUUCUCCAGGCAGACUUCGCAGAACUACUGCUCCCUGGAGCAGCCGGGCCAGGGGGCCAGCACCAGCGCCUUGGAACAGUUGCAGAGGUCCCGACGUCGCCUCAUCUCCCAGAGGUCAUCCUUGGAGACCCUGGAAGAUAUUGAGGAGAAUGCCCCUCUACGGAGAUGUCGAACUCUCUCAGGUUCGCCCAGACCAAAGAACUUUAAGAAGAUUCAUUUUAUCAAGAACAUGCGGCAGCACGAUACCAGGAACGGCAGAAUAGUCCUUAUCAGUGGCAGAAGAUCCUUCUGUAGUAUAUUUUCAGUGCUGCCCUAUCGUGACAGUGCCCAAGUUGGGGAUUUGAAGUUGGAUGGAGGGAAGCAGUCCACAGGUGCCGUGAGCUUGAAAGAGAUCAUUGGCCUUGAAGGUGUGGAGCUGGGAGCUGAUGGGAAGACUGUUUCUUACACCCAAUUUCUGUUACCCACAAAUGCCUUCGGAGCCCGGAGAAAUACCAUAGACUCCACGUCCUCCUUCUCCCAGUUCCGUAACCUGAGCCACCGCAGCCUCUCCAUAGGACGUGCAAGCAGCACCCAGGGGAGCCUAGACACAGGUAGCGACCUGGGAGACUUUAUGGACUAUGACCCAAAUCUCCUGGAUGACCCCCAGUGGCCUUGUGGCAAGCACAAACGAGUUCUGAUCUUUCCUUCGUACAUGGUGAGUAGUGGUGGAGAGACAGUCUGCUCACCCCCUCAGCCUCACCCCUGCUGCCCCUCAGGCAUGCUCACCCUAACAGGCGGCUGCUCUCUGGCCUCAGGGGGCUGGUUCAAACACUGCGCGGCCUGGGGAGCUUCUAGGGGAUUCCCCAGUGUAGGUUGCUCACAGAAGGCCCAGCACGGGCUGGUCCUGGGUUCUUCUCGUCACCUGGCCUGCAUACACCACUUUGGUCAGGGACCCUCACCUCUUGGGGGACACACCUGAGCUCCUACAUCUGUAGACCCCACUAGGGGAGGGUCAGGCCCCUCGGGUUCAGCUCUGUUUGGAGUUCCCUGGUGACUGUAGGCCUCCACGUGCACUCCAGGCAAACUGGGCACUGGGCUCCGGAUGACAGAAUUCUCUCCUGGGAGAGUGAAGGUAGGCCACUCUGGGCGUUAAAUGCAAAACCUUUACUUGCCGUUUUUGCUUCAUAGACUCUUCCUGUUUUUCCCUUUGUGUAAUUUUGGUUUCUGCUUUUGGCUGACCACCAUUUCCCACCACUUGGUCUGCCGUUUCUCCAGAUGCCCGUGGGGCCUGUCUGGGUCCUGUGUACUUUCUUGGGGCAGAAUUGCCCCAACUCAGUGGCAGGCGGAUCCCGGGCAGCCGUGGGAGAAGGGGAGAGCUGGGCUUGUGGGAAAGCUGCCAGGCCAGGCCUGCCGCACAUGGCAUCAGGCAGGAGAACACCAACCCAGAAUGCUCCCACCACCUCCCUGAAAGGCCCAGAGGGGGCGGGCGCAGCUCAAAACAUCCCGCUCCGGUUCCCUUGCUCCUCCCCAGCCCGUGCCAUUCAUAGCAGCCCCAGCCUCUUCUGGGCUCUUGUGUCUGCAGAGGCCAGAGUGGGACCCCGUUUACUCAGAGGGUCCCUGAACACUCACUCUGAACUGAGAGGUCUCAGCACUGGGGUUCCACCCUCCAGCCUCGCUUUCUUCCCUGAACAUUUGGCAAGUAGCUGCCGUCAGACACCAGGCAGAGGUCCUUGGCAGUUGCUUCCAGCAAAAAUCCUAUUCUAAUACACUAUGCUGAGUCAGCAUGGAUUACCAAAGGCAUUGAGUUUAAAAUUGCCCCUGCUUCUCACUCUCCCAUCCUUAUUUCCCACCUCCUAACACGAAAAGCAGAACCAGAGCCAUGUAUGUUUUUUUUCCCCACUCCGAGACCUGUUAAGAUUAGUUGUUACUUUUACAACGCCAGGCCGUAUUCAUGUAAGCUAGCACAUAAUAAGUGUUUAAUAAAUGACCAGAAUUGCCGCCCUAAUGUGAAGGAGGAAGCAACUGAAACGUCAUGACUUGUGUAAGAAUAGGAUUCUUUAUGCUGUUCAUUGCUUUACUUACUAAGUAAUGGUCAGGAAACUGUGGCUUGGGGAGUCUGAGUGAGGCCGUCACAGUUGACAGACAGGAAGUGGGGGCUGAGGCUGGUGCUCUUCUCACUUGGCCUGGGACUCCCACAUCCCUCAGCAGUCAGUGGCAGAACGGCCGACCUCGGGGGAGGACUCUUUGGGCCAACAGUUUAACAGAUUUCUAAGUAACCAAGAGAAUAAGAGAGGGCACUAUUUUUGACCGACUGGGGUUUGGCAGGGAGCUCUUCUCUGGGCUAUGUCAUGUCUGGCGAUAACAUGGACCUCUCCUGUAGGCCUGGUGGCAGUCUGGUGCCAGAUCUUAUUUUUUUCUUUAAGUGAUUUCACUGAGCCUCAAGGUUCUGGGUCGCAGACUACAUCACGUGCCUGUGCACACAGGGCAUUUUCCUCCUUGGGCACUGUGCUAGAUGACUUGCCAAGUCAGCAUAUAUGUCCUGUCCUCCGUGUUGUAUGUUCCCAACUGGCUCAUUUUUCAUUUUCCCAGGUUGCAUCUGCAGCCCCUGCUUCCUGUAAUAGUAUGUGUUUUAGAGAAUGAAAUGGCUCGUGAACCGCAUUUUCUGGUCAGUUCCAUAAGAUGUACAUCUCUUCUUCUGGCCGCAGAGAUUUGUACUUUGAUCAGAUAUGGGACAGCCACUUUUCAGCAUUCUCUGUCACUGCCAUGCAUGUCUUGUGUUACAGAGAGCCUCAGACUGGCUCCCAGGAGACUUCUCCAGAAGCAGGCAUGGAUUAUAGGGCUGUUUCACAUGCAAACUUGCGCAAGUACGCAUGGGGGUUUUGGUUUUGGUUGGUUUGCUUGAAGAUACAGAAUUUGUCCACUAAGCCAGUACUGACUGAGGCCCUACUGUGUGCCAGGCCAGAUGCUUCCUUAUAUAGUGGAGAACAAACCGGCCACAAUCCCCAUUUUCCUCAGCCUUACAGCAGGUGGGGAAGUCAGAUGGUGAGCAAGCAGACAAGUCACUGCGGUCAUGAGGAGGGUGAAGAAAAGUGGUAGGAGAUGAUGGGGGCAGGGUAGGGGGGUGAAGGUGGGAGGUCUACCUCCAGGAAGGUUCCCCUGAAGAAAUGGCAUUGAAGGUGAGUAUGAGGGGUAAGAAGGAGCAGCCAUUCCAGGCCUUGGUGGGAAAGGCCCAUGUGCAAGACCCUGUCUCGUGAAGGGGGGUGAAAGAGGGAGAGUGUAUCAAAUCAGUAUUUUUAACAAUGACAGUCACUGUCCUUCCCUCUACAUGCAUACACACACACACACACACACACACACACACAGAGAGAGAGAGAGAGAAGGCAAGCCCAGAGAAUGAUGAUCCUGACAGAUUUUCCAUACUUACUCGACCCCAGGCACACGGAGCUGUGCUUGUAAUAGGCACAGACUACCAGGGUAAACAGAGCUACACGGUUACUUGACCCAGGCUGUUGAAAACCUCCUUUGAAGGUCUAGGGCCCAUCUUGGCCUGUGGGUGGGUGGGAGGCACUCUGCCUAGACAAACUCACCCAGCUUAGAGCUUUUCUCCUGGGAUGUGAACCCUCAUCACUGGCAGGGCACCCCCUGCAGGUGGACGUCAGACCUGUGCGAAGCCUAUGAGGCCCGGGCUCCUCUGUCCCCUCCCCAAGGGCUUCCUGUCAGUGGCCUUUGCUGGAAGGCUGGGCAAGGGUGCGGCCAGGUGCCAGGCUGACUGUAUGCGCAGCACUGCCGACCGCCCUUCAUAUUGGCCUUCGAGGCCUGUGGGGGUCCUGCUGCCUAAGCCUAUGCCUGCCUCCCUUAGGUUGCCAACGCAGCUCAGGGGAGGCCAGCCCAGUGAAGGCCUCAAGCCUGAGAACCAGGGGCUGUGGCAUUUCAGGGUCUGAGAUGUUCAUGCGGCCUCUGCAGAAUCAAGCAGGCCAGAAAGUGAUGCGCUAAACCUCUCGCCCCAUCGCAUCCCCCAGCCACUAUUUAUUUGUUUUCUCUUUUCGUAUUAAGUUGUAAUUUAUGUAUGAUCAAACACACACAUUUUAAGUGCAGUUCCAUGAAUUUUGUCACCUCUGCUUCAGUCAAGAUAGAACAUUUCUUUCCCCAUAGAAAGUUCCCUCCUGUCCAUGCUGUUCUGACUUGUGUCACCACAGUUAUUCUAGCGCUUUAUGCAAGUGGAAUCAUAAACUAUGUGCUUUUUAAAUUUUUUUUUUUUUUUUUUUUUUGGUUCUUCUUCCUUAAUAGAAUAGGUGAGAUUCACUCAUGUUGCACAUAUCAGUAGUUUGGGUUUUUUUAAAUUGCCGAGUUAGGGUUCCCUUGUAAGGACAUACCCCAGUUUAUUUAUCUCCACUCCUAUUGAUGGACAUUUGGGUGGUUUCCUGGGUAGGGAUACCAUGAAUAUUGCUGCCAUGGGCAUUCUUAUACAAGUGUUGCGUGGACAUAUAUUUUCAUUUCUCCUGGGUAAAUAACCCAGGAGCGGGCUUUCUGGGUCCUAGUGUAGCUGAUGUUAACCCGCCAGGAUGUGGUUGGAUGAGUAUUUUCAUUCAUGUGUGUUCUAAGUACCAGAUAAAAAGGCCACUCGUGGUCACAGUUGCCAUGCCUUCAAAAGUGGGAGAGUUCCAGAGGCAAACAUUUCCCUGAGGCCUAGAAGGAAGCCUGUCAGGUACAGAGUUUAAGUGGCAGCCGUUUAAAGCUGACCUUGCAUUCGGAGUGACACUGGUUUUUAACUUUCAUCUGUGCAAGUCACUCCCACUAUUAGCCGCUGUGAAAGGGCAAAGGGGAAAUUUUGAAGUAAAAAAAAAAAAUUCGUGGGACAAGUCUAGAAACCCCAGUCGCAGCUGCCCCUGUGGUUUUGGCCCUGAAGCUUCUAGACGGUGACCACAGAGUAGGAAAGUAUGUUGAGCCUCCUGGCUACAUGCAGGUUCUCGUAGGGCCUUAGCUUAAUGAUGGUGUUUCUCAGUGCGGUGAGGGCGGGCGCGAGGCCUCGAGUCCGAACCGGCUGCUUCCUGCUCUGUGCGCUGCCUGCCUUGUAAUUAAAGUUUGGCCAGAAAGUGGUUGUUUAUCAUUAGAACCUGGCAGCUGAAGUCAGUAGUGGUUUUGUUUUUUCUUCCUUUUCUGGGUGUGGAGAGCAAUUAAGAGGAGAAAGUAAGCAAAAGAGCUGACUGAGAUAAUGCCAACAAAGUUAAUGUUAUUUGAAUGCGUGUCUGGAUCCUUUUCCUUCUCAGGAAGAAAUCCCUCUCAAACUAUUUUGACAUCAGAAGGAAAACCGACUAAUAACCUUUAUGAUAUCUGUAGGUAUAUAAAUCUCGAGAGGACAUCUCUUGGAUUGAUCUUCUUGAUAAAGUGCCUAUUCACUACUCCUAGAAAAACUCCUCCUCCUUACCCCCAGACCUCCCCAGUGUUGUGGGAAUAUGUCUUAGAACUUUUUCGGCACAGUAUGAGAUGGCUGAGCAGUGGGAAAUUUAAGACUCAAUAAAAGGAAGGCUAAGUCAACUUUCUGUGUGGCAGGCAGUUGGGCUCUGGUUUCCCUCACCAUAUUUCUUUUCCACUGAAAGCCAUUUUGAUGACGUAGGUACUUACCUGUCUGCAGGGUGGGUUUGUAGAGAAGCUAAAGCAGCUUGAGCCCCAGGGGAUACUCCCUUGUAAGGCUCCUUCCAGGGCCCUCAGGUUUCAAGGUGCUUGAAGCUCAUUCAGUUUAGGAAAAAUAAUAAGUCAUUACAAUAACACCAUUGUUAGGCCUCUCCUGAGACUUGGAAGGGCUUUAGAGCUUCCCCAGCUCUACGGACAGUCUGCCAGGCACCUGCAUAGGAGCUGAGCAGUGGGAUCUCUGAGGCCCGCCAGCUUUUGGUGCAAGUGUUAAAAUAAAAUGCCUUCUUAAAUGCCCUAUUACAUUGUGGUGGGUUUGUUUUCUGGCUUUCUGGCUUUUUUGGGUUGUGUGUAUGUGACAGCUUUAUUGGAUAUAAUUCACAUAGCAUACAGUUCACUUUAUUUUAAAGUGUAUAGGGCCGCCUUGGCUGGCUCAGUCGGUGG
Messenger RNA from Leptonychotes weddellii (Weddell seal), 6324 nucleotides. Lineage: Eukaryota; Metazoa; Chordata; Mammalia; Carnivora; Phocidae. The record is from RefSeq and is a predicted model, not a curated record.